Messenger RNA from Alnus glutinosa, 2968 nucleotides. RefSeq names its product ribonucleases P/MRP protein subunit POP1-like. Bases 206 to 2791 code for a protein of 861 amino acids. NCBI's taxonomy places the organism in Eukaryota, Viridiplantae, Streptophyta, Magnoliopsida, Fagales, Betulaceae. The record is from RefSeq and is a predicted model, not a curated record. Gene Ontology annotation, cellular component: nucleolar ribonuclease P complex; ribonuclease MRP complex. The transcript has 11 exons. Gene Ontology annotation, biological process: tRNA 5'-leader removal.
UAGUCUUGCACUUCCGUUGGUUGAACAAUCUCUCACUCUGUCUAGUGGGUUCGUCGGGCACGGCCGGAGGCGCAAGCAAAUCUACAGAAGGAGCCCCCAUAGCUUGCGAUCACCGAGUUCCUUGCCUUAAACAAUCGAUCAAGGGGCUUACCUUUCUCAAAGCAAAUGGCAUCCUAAUAUCAGCGGUGGGCAGUUAAUUUGGUGUAUGAUGGCUGCUUUCGAAGGAAGCAAACGGUCUCAAGCUUCAACAGCUCUACCUCCACGCAAAAUCAAUGUCAAGAAAUUCACAGAGUCUCGAGGUCCCGAGCUUGAGGCUCUUCACUCAAUAGUUGCGGAUCGGUUGAGCAAUAAUUUCAGGUCUCGGAGGAACAAGAGACGGAGAACCACUGCAUUCGACAAUCAGGUUGCGAGGAAGAGCUGCAGGAAGAAGCGGAAGUUAGGAGGAGAAGUUGAUAAGGGCAAUGCUUUGGACAAAGAUAAGGAGAAGAAGGUUCCUCGGCGUGUUCGUCGCAGAGUUGAGCUUCAAAUGAAUCCGGAAAAUGGUUUUGUUGCUUCUGGAGAUGGGACUAAGAGACUGAGAAUGCAUGUUUGGCAUGCAAAGCGGUUCACAAUGAUGAAGCUCUGGGGCGUUUACCUUCCUAUGGGUUUGCAGGGCAGAGGAAGGGGUUCUAGGGCGCUCUUGAAGUGGUUUAAACACGGGGUGCUCAUACAUGAUGCAAGCUAUCAUGUUGCUGUCCAAUUGGAGGGUCCGGAGGAUUCGUUAAUUUCAGUUCUAAAGAUGGUAAUGGUGCCUUCCCCUUCGGCUCUUUCUGAAGAUAUUUCUCACUCUGUUAUUUCUGGUGUCAUAUAUGGAAGUGCUAUGCUUCAUCAUGUUGGAGCACCUGUUUCUCAGUCAAUUGCUCCUGUGACCUAUAUGUGGCGACCCAUUCUUAAUAGAGAUAGUGAUGCUAUGGAUCAUGAUGGUGAUGGAUGUAACAAGCCAGAAAGUAUUGAGUGUUAUUCUUCCUUUCGCCAGAUAUGGGUGUGGAUACAUGUUUCUGCUUUAAGUGAAGGAUUUGAUUCACUAAAAUUUGCUUGCCAAAAGGAGAUGGAUGAGAGGGGAUGUCUGGUCAAUUGUUUUUCGCGUGAAGGUCAACUUGCAAAACUCGAAGUAUUGGGAUCAAAGGCAUUCCAACAUCUUCAGAAGAUAUUACAUCCUGUUACUUGUUCUUCAGAGAAUUCUUGGCCAAUGAAGAUACAUUCAGCUGCAGUGUCCGACAAUGACCCUCAAUUUAAGAGGUCUGCUGUUCUUGAAAAUGGAGAGGGUUUUGGUACUCAUGCAAUUUUGUCUCUUAGAGUCAAGGAUCCUCGCAUAAUGCCUGAGACAGGGAUUGCAGAUGUUCCGGAAUCACUUUCUACUGGUAUGCUCAGUGUACCAGAAGCUGAAAUUAAAGAGCAUGCUGCAUUACCAGGAAUAUCAGACAACAAGGAGUUGCUCUUAUCAAUUUGGUCAAAACCUGAAGGAAAGAGCACUAUUUAUUAUGACAAUGAGUUAUGGAAUAAUGGCAGUGGAGUAAGUCCCCCUGUGGAAGAGAGUGUGUUGUGCAUGGAAAAACAUCACCUGCAUAUGGAUAACUUUUGUCUUGACGAUCCAAAUUCAGGAGUGCUGAACACUUCAACCAAGGUGCAGUGCUCAAGAUCUUGCCCUAUUCUGCUUUUAAAAAAUAAUAACCAAAAGGGCUCACUUAUAGGAUGGUCCAUUGUACUUCCCUUAAGUUGGGUCAGGGCCUUUUGGGCUCCUCUUGUCUCCAAGGGAGCUCAUGCAAUAGGUUUGAGAGAGAAGCAUUGGGUUGCGUGUGAAAUGGGGUUGCCAUUUUUCCCUUCGGAUUUUCCUGAUUGCAAUGCAUACACAAACUUUAUGGCAACUGAAGCUGAUGCCUUUAAUAAAAAAGCAGAACGUUGUCCUCCUGAUGUAAGACCUUGGAGAGUUCCCAUUCCACCCCCAUGGGACACUGUCCGGCUUGCUUUUAACGAAGGACCUGCUAGAGUUGGAAAUGGGGAAAUUCACAGUGAGGAAGAUAUGGUUGAUAGGAAUUUUUUGUCCAACUCUGAUUCAGGAAAUUGUAGUAAAUCAUCGUUUGUUUAUCAUGGUAAUCAAUUUGAUGGACUGGUAGCAAGGACAUACUCCGUGCUGACUGAUUUCAUGAGAGGAAUCCAAUGUGAUCGUUUGCUUCUAUUUCCUCAACUACCAGACAGGAAGACAAGUAUUUUUAAGUUUAUGAAGGAUGAAAGCAUGUUUGGCCUCUGCCUAAAUGGUAUUGCCCAGUUUAGUUAUGAUGGUAAAUUAUGUUAUCUUCGAAUUCUUCUCCAUGCUUAUAAGGAAGGCGUUUUCGAAGAGGGAGCUGUUGUGUGUGUACCUCAACUUAGUGAUUUAUCACUGAUGAUUACAAGGUCAGGAAAUGACGAGGAAAGACUUCAAAUGCCUCAAUCUGCUGUAAGAUCAUACUUCAAGGAGCAAUCUUCUGCUAGGUGGGAACUCCACAUACCAGAAGAUGCUGUUGCAAGGGAAUCUCAUCGGUGGCCGAUCGGCUUUGUCACAACGGGAUUUGUUCGAGGGAGCAAGAAGCCAAUAGCAGAGGCUUUAUGUGAGGCAGUCUUGCUCGCUCGUCUUAGAGAGGAGCAGUGGAAGAAUAUGCCCAGAAAGCGAAGAAAGGAGAUCUAUGUGCUGGUUAGGAAUCUAAGAUCUUCAUCCUAUAGGCUUGCUCUUGCGACCAUCGUCCUGGAACAAGAGGAAGAUGUGGAAUUUAUGUGAGCUGCUGGAAACUCAUGGUUUUUGUAAAUGUCAUGUAGAAUGAGAUCUGUAAUUUUUUAUUUUUGCUUUAUUUAUAUCUUUGCAGGUAAAUACCUGCACUUCUUUUCUCACUGAGUUGAAUCGAAUUUGGUGAAAAAGAAUUACCCUUGAGCAAGAAGAAAAUUUUGAUUUAGGGCU